This is a messenger RNA of Sordaria macrospora k-hell, 1479 nucleotides long. RefSeq lists its product as uncharacterized. The record is from RefSeq and is a predicted model, not a curated record. NCBI's taxonomy places the organism in Eukaryota, Fungi, Ascomycota, Sordariomycetes, Sordariales, Sordariaceae.
AUGCUGGUCCCACUGAUGUUCUUGCCCGAGUUGGAAGCCACUUCCAAGACAUCGGAACCUCAGCCUGAGACAAGACUCAAACCUCAAUUACACACCCAAAAGAAUCACAACAGCUACAAUGGCACCCGAACGUUACCGAUAGCCACCCGCGUUCGACGUCAACAAAGGCCCAUACCAGACUCCGAUUCAGAGGCUCAGACCACCGAUAAACAGGAACGGAAACCUAAGCACAGGUCAAAGUCAAGAGACCCAGAAGACGAGUUUCCUCUCUACGAGAUCACCCUCUAUUACCCUCACAACCGCGCCUGCACGAUAUAUCGCUCCCGGCAAGACUUUUUGCUCUUGAGGACAGGCUUUACGUCACGCUCGUCAUCCACCGCACCACAACCUCUCUCAACACCGCGAUCAGACCGCAUGAUCGAUGGCGAAAAUGAUCAUACAUCAGAUGGCGAAAAGGUCUCCAAAGCAGCUGCAAAAUGGGAUAAACUCCUAAGAGCGGCGGUGGAGAGCUUCGCAAAGUAUGGCCAUGGCCGUCACUCGGUUGAAUGGUUCCUGAGGCGACGGCUAGGGGACUGCGAGCGGGUGGCGUGCGGGAACGGGACAGGAUUGCCGGCUGGGACGACGAGACGGAUAAAGGUCAAGCAGCCCAGAGGCUUGGACGAUACGAAAAUAACUGAUGAAAGAUCAGAAAAGCAAGAGGACAAAGUGGGGAAUACAGACGAAUCGGACGGAGAAGCCGCUACCACGGAGGGAAAAUGUCUUCAUGACACAAACGAGGACGAAGCGGAAGACAACAUCACGAAACAGAGUCGGGCAGAUAACGAAAACGAUAUCGACAAAAGCCAUUCGCCCAAGGACGAAGAGACGCACAAAGGCAAACGAUCAGAUGGAGGACGAGACGAAAUCGACAAUGACGCGGACGAUGGUCCUGAGGCAGCGAGACCCAAGGCGAAACUAUUUACAGAGGUGCUGAUAGGUCUGGACUCGGUACCGGUGCGUCCCUUCAAACCUAUUCCCGACCUUGGCAAACUUGAAGGAUCGUCCCUGGCCAGAAGGCGAAAACACAAGCAGAGCAUCGAGAAAACAGGGCACGAUGUGGAGCGGAAGACACUACGCAACGGUUGCAAUGUGCUUCAAUGCACCAUCGAGGAUUGUGAUGGUCAACACGGCCGGUUGGUGGAACCUUGGGAAACGGAUGGGGAUGCGCGAGGAGGAUUGGACUCUAUGAUAGGGGUCGACAAAAGGGAGGAAUCAUCAUCAUCAUCAUCAUCAUCAUCAUCAUCGUCGUCCGACGGCACAGUGGUGCUUACACCAACAUCGGCUAGCCCUGGCGAGAGUGAGACAUCGCCGGGCGAUUCACCUCCCAACUCGGCUCUCAUGUACAAGUUGAUGUUCUCCCGAAGAGCUUCAGAUUCUGACUGGGGUCAGGAAAUCCUCAGUCUGAUCGAAAGGGAUGACUCCAGCGCCAACACUCUCUGA